CUUUGAUUACAACAAAACCACAUUUUCUUUUUUCAUUUCACACAAAAAUCGUCAUCAAGAUUUAUUUUUUACUUUUUGAAAUCCUAUCUUUAUAAUAUACAUAUAUUAUACUUUCCUGUCCUUUGUCAUUUUUAGAAAUGGUGUAUCUACCGAUGAAGAGAUCAUCUAAAGAAGCUGAAUUAGACUCGGCCAUAUCUAACAUGGCCAAUUGUUUGAUGCUACUAUCAAGAGGAAACUUGACGAACGAGCCAUACCAUAACUCACCAAGCCGAGUAUUUGAAUGUAAGACGUGUAACCGCCAAUUCCCAUCUUUUCAAGCUCUAGGUGGACAUAGGGCUAGCCACAAGAGGCCUCGAGUCAAUAAUAAUGAUAGUGACUCACAUGGCACGAACUUGGUGGCCACAAAGCCUAAAUCACACGAGUGCUCGAUUUGUGGGCUAGAAUUUGCAAUAGGGCAAGCCUUGGGUGGACAUAUGAGAAGACAUAGAGCGACCACAACAAAUGAUAACCAAUCUUCUGCAUCGGUAGAUUUAUCGAAUUCUGUAGUAAAAAAUGUCAACAGUCGAAGAGUGUUUAGUUUAGAUUUAAACUUGACGCCUUUGGAGAACAAUUUGGAGUCUCCAUACGAGAAGGUGGUUCCAACCACAAUAGAGUUAUUCGUAUGAUGGAUUUUUUGAUAGAUCAUUUACUAUAUAUUGUUGUUACACAUUUUUUCAUAUCUUUGUAUCUUUAUGUAAAUUAAGUAAAGAUUUUAAUACAUAUAGAAUAAAACAAUUAUGAUUUGGAUC
This is a messenger RNA of Erigeron canadensis, 788 nucleotides long. Its product is annotated as zinc finger protein ZAT11-like. Gene Ontology annotation, biological process: response to chitin. NCBI's taxonomy places the organism in Eukaryota, Viridiplantae, Streptophyta, Magnoliopsida, Asterales, Asteraceae. The coding region runs from base 138 to 665 and encodes 175 amino acids. The record is from RefSeq and is a predicted model, not a curated record. The transcript has a single exon.